AUGCGGCGGCGGCGUCUGGCUGAGGGCCUUGCGGGGGCACGGGGUAGCAGCCUAGCAGGGCCUACCGUAGUGCUGGGCCCUGGCCCGUAUCCUGAAUGGGCCAAUACAUAUGAUGGGCUUCAUAUGUAUCGGCCCGGCGAGCGUGCAGGUUGGAGAAGACGCGAGGAUCCCGGCGGCCUGGAGAUGCGCGUGGCUUCGGCCGCCCGUCCAGUACUGGAAGCGGGCGUCGACUUCGGGCGGGCCUGGAGAUCCGCAGGACGCGGCUCGGACCAGCUGAUUCCGUCCAGGAGCGCCCCCGCGACGGCGUGGGUUGAAGCGGCGAACGACUUCUUCUACCUGCAGCUCCAAUUGAGCAGCCAUGAUGCCUCUGUGGACAAUUCCUUGGAUGUAGCAGAGGAAGAUGAGCCAGAUGGAGAGCUAUUUGAGGAUGAGCUACAUGAAGAUCUGUACAAGGAAGAUGAUCUAGAUGAAGAAGAGCCCGAUGAAGAGCUAUACGAGGCAUAUGAGAUUGAGGAAGAACUAUUAUUAGAAGAAUAA
Miscanthus lutarioriparius is the source of this 537-nucleotide messenger RNA. Lineage: Eukaryota; Viridiplantae; Streptophyta; Magnoliopsida; Poales; Poaceae. The record is from the annotation of a GenBank genome assembly.